This is a messenger RNA of Andrographis paniculata, 3666 nucleotides long. RefSeq lists its product as uncharacterized. The record is from RefSeq and is a predicted model, not a curated record. NCBI's taxonomy places the organism in Eukaryota, Viridiplantae, Streptophyta, Magnoliopsida, Lamiales, Acanthaceae. The transcript has 6 exons. The coding region runs from base 278 to 3283 and encodes 1001 amino acids.
UGAUAUGGAUAUGGAUAUUGCAAAAUAUCCGUGACAAUCUCUCGCGCGAACAAAUUUUCUCGGUUUUCCGCUAACAUUUGGAAAUAGAUAUAAUAGCGAAUCCCUACUUCCCGCCAAAGCCACUUGCAGAUACGCAAGGGAAAGGGUUCGGACAAUUGACUACCUUAUUGCUUCGCUCUCACAUUGCCUACAUCUGUCAUCAUCAGCAGCUGCAUAGUAAGCUUCUUUCAGUGCGGGAGAGGUAGCAAGGGAAACAGUUGUGUCUUUUCCAUAAAAAAUGAACCUAAGGAGUUGUGAUGGUAUAUUUUUUAUCAAAACUAUUAACAGCAGGGGUUUGGUGACAAAACUACGCAAUUCGGAUUCCAAUGGAGUGCCAGGAAUUGUAUACAAGAGUUUAAAGGAUGUUUAUGGCAAUGAAAAUGCAACAAGGCUGCGGAGAUCUGGUCCAGAUUUGAUGUUAAACCGUGUACAGAUGGAAGUUAAAGAUUUUCCUGUGGCGGAUAGAAAUUUACAGGAAAUAAAACCGGAACCUGAUGAAUUUGUUUGCCAUGCUGGGGGUGGUGGCUCCAAUGAAUUGGAUGAUAACAUCACACUGAAACAGCUGAGGAAACGGUUCCCGAAAAAGAAGAGAAAACGCAGUCAUAAUGAUGGGAAUUCUCCUCUGGAUAAUGUAAAUGAAGAGACCGUGGAAGAUGAUUUUAGUGAGCCCCUUAUCAAAUUGAAACGAAAGACCUCAAAGACCAAAAGGAGGUCUAAUAAUCCAAGUGUUCUUUCCAGUUCAAAUGUUGAUUUCACUGUUAAAGCUGAAAAGAACUUGCUUCCAGAAGACAGUUUCUUGGAAUAUGCAGGGCAAUUUAAAGAACUUAUGACUGUUAAAAUUGAGGUUCCUGACAUCGAGCAAUCAGAAUGUCAAAAUCAAACCUCUUCUGCUGAUGUCUCUUUUAUGGGAUGUAAUGAGGGACUAGAUUCGGGUGGAUCAGCUUCAACUGAGUAUCAGUGCAUGGUCCAGCAUGAAAACGGAGAUCAACAAGGCAAAUGCCAGAACUUUCAAAUUGAGGUUCUGGACAUCAAGCAAUCAGAAUGGCAAAAUCAAACCUCUUCUGCUGAUGACUCUUUUGUGGAAUGUAAUGAGGGACUAGAUUCUGGUGGGUCAGCUUCAAAUGAGUAUCAGUGCAUGGUCCAGCAUGAAAACGGAGACCAACAAGGCAUAUGCCAGAACUUUCAAAUUGAGGUUCUGGACGCUGAGCAAUUAGAAGGUCAAAAUAAAAACUCUUCUGCUGAUGACUAUUUUAUGGAAUGUAAUGAGGGACUAGAUUCCGGUGGAUCAGCUUCAAAUGAGUAUCAGUGCAUGGUCCAUCAUGAAAACAAAGAUCAACAAGGCAAAUGCGAGAACUUUCAAGUUGAGGUUGCGGACACUGAGCAAUUAGAAGGUCAAAAUAAAACCUCUUCUGCUGAUGACUCUUUUAUGGAAUGUAAUGAGGGACUAGAUUCUGGUGGAUCAGCUUCAAAUGAGUAUCAGUGCAUGGUCCAUCAUGAAGGAGACCAACAAGGCAAAUGCGAGAACUUUCAAAUUGAGGUUGCGGACACUGAGCAAUUAGAAGGUCAAAAUAAAACCUCUUCUGCUGAUGACUCUUUUAUGGGAUGUAAUGAGAGACUAGAUUCUGGUGGAUCAGCUUCAAAUGAGCAUCAGGGUAUGGUCCAGCAUGAAAACGGUGAUCAACAAGGCAAAUGCCAGAACUUUCAAAUUGAAGUUCCGGACACUGAACAAUUAGAAGGUCAAAGUAAAACCUCUUCUGCUGAUGAAUCUUUUAUGUGCUGCAAUGAGGAAUUAGAUUCUGGUGGGUCAACCUCCAGCGACCAACAAGCCAAAUACCAAACAUAUGUCUCUGGUGAAAUACCUUACAAUCAUAUUGAGGAUGCUGAGCCUAUUUCUAUGCUUGUUCCUUGGGAUGGGAUGAUUGCCAAGCUAAAAACUCUGGAGUCAGGUUGUAGGGAUUUGGUUGAUCUAACUCCUUUGGUAAAUGAGAAUGGGAAAGAGAUGGAGGAGAAUUGCUUCAGAAGCUCAAUGUCUCCACAUACAAAUUAUGACGCAUGUAGUAAUUCUAUAUGUGCUUCCAACAUGAGUGCAGCAUCAGAACAAUGUAGCAGUUCUGGGAUCCGUGUUUCAGACAUGACCAAUGGAGCAGAUUAUUCAUGUAAUAAUAUGGACGGUUUUCUGUGUUUCCCUGAGACUGUCUGUGGCUCUUGUCCAGAAUUAAUUAGUUCGCUGCAGAUGAGAGAGAACUUAAUGUCUGCUGAAGAUGCUACAACCAACGAGGAGCAACUUCAUGGCGUUGAUAACACAAUGAAUAAUGACUCAAGUUGUACAGUUCAUAUUGAGAAUGCCCUGGGCAAGGAUGAGGAGAAGCCAACUUCAGCAUCUUCAAUCUCUGACUCAGAAAGUCAUUCUUCGAUAAAGACCCAAUGUUGUGACAGUUCUGAAACAUUUUCUUCACCAGAACAACAUGCAUCACCUGAAAGGCUCUUUUCAACGAGGAAGGCUAUGUCUCCAUCUUCUCAAGAGCGGCUGUGCAUAGUGAUGAAUUCUAUCGAGCUUGGUAGUGAUGGCGAUCUGUAUACUGCUUCAGAUCACAAAAGGAAAUUCUUUGGAGAACAAACUAGGAAGGAGGCUUCAUUUGCGAGAUCAGAUAUCGAGUACUGCAGACCAACUCUUUGUCAAACUCCACCUGAGAGGGCUACCCCACCAAAAGUCUUCACAGGUCCUAGAACUAUCAAAAAGAGAUCAAAGAUUGCCAAAGGUAAUCUUGAUGGGCCUCGUGUUUCCCGCCACUUACCUACCUUCAGUACUGGGUGUGCUUCCAUUCAAGGUUGCUGCGAAAGUGCUAUUGCUUUCACACAGCGACAGAUGCAUGAUAUGGAGUCCCUUACGGAGAGGUUGAUGAAUGAGCUGAAGUCUAUGAAGGACAUUGUAGAACAAAAGUUGCUUUUUGAGGCAUAUCGCAAUAGUUCCUUGAAAAAUGAUGCAGAUGGGGUGAAAUCAGCCAUCAAGAAUGCCACAAAAGUUGAGAACUCAGCUAGGAAGUUGCUGUCUGGGAUGUCAAGGGAUUGCCAUCGUUUCUGUAAAAUAAUGAAAAUGACUACAAACAAUGGUACUGCUUCAAAAGAUGCCACCCCAAGAGUGAGGAAGAAAAUUACAUUUGCAGAUGAGGUUGGUGAGAAGCUGUGCCAUAUCAAAUUUUUUGAACAUGAUGACAUCCCUUGUGCUGAUGAAGUAAAGCAGUGAGGCCAUAAUACUGUCUCAAUGAAAUAGCAUGCAUUACACAUCUUUUCUUUAUGCAAUUUUUGUAGAGAAACUGGAAUUAGUGAUUAUUUUGCUUGUAGAUUCUAGGUUUUACCAUGGUGCUACCCAAUGAGGCUAAGUUGCAUUUCCGAUCCCAAUGACCAAUAUGGCUUUCUUUUCUCAAUGCAUAGUGAUGUUUGUGACACGUGUAUGUUCAUUAGAGCAGUCGAUGUAUUUGAGCCCCACCGUGGUGUUUGUAUUGAACUAAAUCAUGAGCCGUGUAUUGAAUCAAUUAUAAUUUGUGCAUUAGCCUGAUGAAACAUCAUUCUGUCAUAUAUAUAUACAUAUAUAUAUGUAUGUGUGAUCAUUCUUGAAUUAAAUAAUCA